Messenger RNA from Grus americana (Whooping crane), 2039 nucleotides. RefSeq names its product synaptotagmin 12 (gene SYT12). Bases 248 to 1516 code for a protein of 422 amino acids. The transcript has 8 exons. NCBI's taxonomy places the organism in Eukaryota, Metazoa, Chordata, Aves, Gruiformes, Gruidae. The record is from RefSeq and is a predicted model, not a curated record. Gene Ontology annotation, molecular function: SNARE binding; calcium ion binding; clathrin binding. Gene Ontology annotation, biological process: cellular response to calcium ion; regulation of calcium ion-dependent exocytosis; calcium-ion regulated exocytosis.
GCCGAGAGCCUGGGACACAAACCAGAGCCAGAGCCCUCUGCCUCCCACCCCAGACCCCCCCGAGCCCCGGCCCGGCGGUGGGGGGGUGCGGAGCCAUCGCUCGCCGGCCCCGGCUUCUUCCUCCGCCUGCGCAGCCCCCGGCCAUCGCCCAGCGCCGCCCGUACGGCAGCGGGGCAGCGGCCCUUGUGUCGCUCCGUUCGCCCCGAGCGGGAGAAACCCGGCCGUCCCGCUAGCGGGGGGAUUCGCCAUGGACAACGGGCACGCGAGCAGAUACCGCCUAAGUGCCGCCACGAGCCCACCUCGCUGGGAGAUCGGCAUCUACGCCGCCGGCGCCUUGGCGCUGCUGGGGAUCGCCGCCGUCAACCUCUGGAAGCUCUGGCGCUCCGGCAGCUACCCGGCGCCUUCCCCCUUCCCCAACUACGACUACCGAUACCUGGAGCAAAAGUACGGGGCGGCGUACUCGGACGUCAAGCACAAGCGAGGGCUGGCCCCCGGCUCGCAGAGGGCGCUGGAGAAGACCUCACCCACCCGCAAGAGCAGCCUGCGGGCAGAUGACACCUUCGAGAGCAUUAACGAGCUGGGGAGCCUGGAGCUGAUGAGCAAAGACCUGGGCUUGGCGCCCUACGGCCCCUUGAAGAAAUCCAUCUCGGCCGACUCCCUCAGCUCCAUCUCCUCCAUCGGGAACAACUUUGGGCAGGAUUUCACGGUGGGGCAGGUGGAGGUCUCCAUGGAGUACGACGGGAAGGCGGCCACCUUGCACGUGACGCUGCUGCAGGGCAAGGACCUGCUGGAGAAGGAGGACGCUCGCUUCGAGUCCUGCUUCAUGCGCAUCAGCCUGCUCCCGGCCGAGCAGAUCGUCGGCAUCUCCCGGAUUCAGCGGAGCGCCUACGCCGUGGCCUUCGACGAGCGCUUCUCCAUCCCGCUGGACCCGGCGGCGCUGGAGGAGAACAGCCUGCGCUUCUCCGUCUUCGGCAUCGACGAGGACGAGCGGAACGUCAGCACCGGCGUGGCCGAGCUCAAGCUCUCCGACCUGGACCUGGCCACGCGUCCCUUCAACGCCUGGCUCUACCUGCAGGACAUGAACAAGGUGGUGGACACGGUGGGGGAGAUCCUGCUCUCCCUGAGCUACCUGCCCACGGCCGAGCGCCUGACGGUGGUGGUGGUCAAAGCCAAGAACCUCGUGUGGACCAACGGCAAGGUGACCGCAGAUCCCUUCGUCAAGGUGUACCUGCUGCAGGACGGGAGGAAGAUCAGCAAGAAGAAGACGGCGGUGAAGAGGGACGACACCAACCCCGUGUUCAACGAGGCCAUGAUUUUCUCGGUGCCGGCCAUCGUGCUCCAGGACCUGUCCCUGCGGGUGACGGUGGCCGAGUGCGGCGAGGACGGCCGCGCCGACAACACGGGCCACGUCCUCAUCGGCCCGGCGGCCAGCGGGAUGGGCAUCACGCACUGGAACCAGAUGCUGGCCACGCUGAGGAAGCCCGUCUCCAUGUGGCACCCGCUCCGGCGAAACUAAGCUGCUGGCGGGGGGAGCCCCGGGUCCUGCACCCCGGCACCGGCUCUGCCCCGGGGACGGCCGGCGGCUUGGCCGAGAGCCUCGGCGACACGGCGUCUGCAGCCGGGCAGGGGCUGGGUGAGACUUGGCAGCGCCGAAAAGGCAGAGCCGCUGGUGGCCCUUGGCCGGAGCAUCUUGCUGCCGAAAUAUUCGGAGGACGGCGUGACUCCCGGCUGCGUCUCUCCCCGCCCGGGUCGCCCUCGCAUGCGCUGGGGGCUGCGAACGGACCCACCGAGAAAGGAGCCCUCCCUACAAAUGGACCAAAACCAGCACCAACCUCCCCAAACCGCUGCCCGGCCGCCAGCCGGGCUCCCGAGCAUCCCGCGUGCUCCCCGGUGGCCCCCCGAAAUCGGUGGUGCCCUCGAAGGAGGACCCCGAGGGCUCCCGGGGAGGGGGCGAGUUUCUUCGGAAAGCGGUUUUUGGUCAAACGGGGGCAAAAUGGAGAGGGGGCUGAUAAAGUGCCGGCACGGCGUGGUUUCUCUCG